AUGGAUACUGAUGUUACAUUGCCAGAGCCGCUGAAAACAGAAAUAGAGGAAAUAGCUCUAAAAUCAGGUAUUGAUGUGCGAGAUUAUGCUGCCCAAGUUGAGUCGGAGUUGGUGAAAAUAGAAGAAUCACUAAUAAAGACAUAUAUAACUGUCAGUCCUGAAGUGGCUAAUUUGCAUAAUCAAAUUGCUGCGUGUGAUGCAAUCUUAGAGAGAAUUGAGGGUAUAUUAACCAAUUUUCAUGAAGAUUUGGGCGCCAUCAGUACCGAAAUUCAGGAUUUACAAAGCAAGUCCUUAUUAAUGAAUACUCGGUUACAAAACAGACAGGCUGUUCGCAGUAAUUUAAGCCAGUUUCUUUCUGACAUGGCCAUACCUGAAGAGCUUAUUCGUCAUAUUCUGUUCACACCUGUUACUGAACAAGAGUUUCUUGAAAAUCUUCAUGAAUUAAAUCACAAAAUGAAUUUCUCUAUAGAACAAUCUACAGUGGAUUAUAAAUCGUUUAACGAUGUUAGUGUACUUUUAAAAAAGUUGAAACUAAGGCUGUGA
Messenger RNA from Heterobilharzia americana, 543 nucleotides. Lineage: Eukaryota; Metazoa; Platyhelminthes; Trematoda; Strigeidida; Schistosomatidae. The record is from the annotation of a GenBank genome assembly.